Octopus sinensis (East Asian common octopus) is the source of this 11059-nucleotide messenger RNA. RefSeq lists its product as uncharacterized. Gene Ontology annotation, molecular function: lipid carrier activity. The transcript is spliced from 35 exons. Bases 51 to 10874 code for a protein of 3607 amino acids. The record is from RefSeq and is a predicted model, not a curated record. NCBI's taxonomy places the organism in Eukaryota, Metazoa, Mollusca, Cephalopoda, Octopoda, Octopodidae. Gene Ontology annotation, biological process: lipid transport.
UUUUGCUCCACCUGGUGUGUAAAAAAUUUUACACCCUAUGAUGUAUAGUUAUGUUUCUGAUGAUGGAUUCCAAGCACAUUGCAGUUUGUUUAAUUCUAAUCUCACUUCCUAGUGUUAUAGGAACAUUGUUCAGUUUUGGAAACUCUGGUGCACAGAAAUGCUCAGUAUUCACAGACAAGUUUGGAUAUGUACCUGGGGAAUCAUUAACCUACAACUACAAGACAGAAACAACAACCAAAGUGAACGGCUUUUCCAAGGACGAUGUGAAAAUAUUUUUUGAGUCAAAGGUCACUAUAACAGCAUUGUCAAAAUGUGAAUUUGUAAUGUCUAUGUCAGAGAUAGCUCUAAACUAUAAAGAAAAUCUAUUAGAAGAAGGGAACAUUGAUGAAACACUCUUCCAGCAACCUGUGCACUUCUCUUUCCACAAUGAAGAAAUCAAGACAUUAUGGGAACCAGAUCCAGACCCUAAAUCUCACCCUAAUCCUUUGGACAUGGAACAGGUGAUGAACAUCAAGAAAGGAGUGCUGUCCCUGUUUCAAAAUUCCUUGGACUCCUUUCAUCGGUCUAAAAGUCUAAUUGAGACAGAUGUCUUAGGCAAGUGCCUUACCCACUAUGAAGUGGAUCCCUUUAGCGACAGUUUCUCCUAUUUAGUUACUAAGAAGAAAGACCUGGACAAUUGUGAAGAACGUCAACAUUACAUAAACACAGUCCACUCAGUCAACUAUGGUGAUGAUACAGUAGAUACACAGCCUUCCUUAACAAAGAUCAGCUACCUGUGCAAGCAGUCCUUCAGCAAGAAAUCAAAUACACUCACCUCUGCAACUUGCUCUGAGAGACAUGUAUUUGGUCCUUUCUCCCAUGAUGUAAAUGGGGCCUACAGCAGUCAAGUACAAACAUUGCAGUAUAUGUUUACACAUAAAACUGAUAUAGCAAGAUUUCCAGAUAGAAGUACCACAGUGACAGAUCUUCUCUUCCGGUAUCACACUGGGCAUUCGAACAUUGAUAACAAAGACAUAAGAAACAUCCUUAGCAUAAUGCAGAUGCUGUGUUUGAAAUACAGUGACGAUGUCCGUCCAGAAUUUCCUGAAAUUCUUGAGGGACUGGUGUCUGCAAUGCGUCAAGUAGAUGCCUCAGGUCUGAUGAACACUCAUGAAAUAAUUAGCAAUCAGGAUUUCUGUCAAGCGAAGACAAACCAUGUUAGACAGUAUUUUCUUGAUGCCGUUCCAAUGGUGCAGACACUGGAAUCAGUGAAAUUUAUCGUCCAGAUGAUCUACAGUCAACAGAUAGGAGAGACUGAUGCAAUGUUGUGGUUAACAGCCAUUUCAUUAAUUUUUCAACCCUCCAAAGAAAUGGUAGCUGCAUGUAAACCUCUACUCCACAUGAAAGAUGUUCCACAGAACAUGGCCCUGGCAUUGUCCUCUUUGAUAUGGAAUUACUGCCGCACUAUAGGUGACGCUUGCCAGCAAGACCCCACGGUCGGUACCUUUCUACAGCAACAGGGAGCUUUGAUUGUUGGUGAUGGUGAUGGUGCUGAUACUGCCUGCACUUAUCACCCCGGAGAGAAGACAACAGAUGUGCUUAUGGCAUUGAGGGCAAUUGGAAACCUCGGGUACUUCCAAAAGAUUUUGGCUCAUGUUGCAAGAUGCUUCACAAGGAGAGACAACCCAUCUGAAAUUCGAGUGGCAGCCAUAGAAUCAAUGCGUCGUACACGCUGUGGGACAACAAUUCCUGGUCUGAAUGAGGUAUUCUUUGAUGACACUGAAGAUUCUGAGCUUCGUAUUCAAGCCUACAUCAUCAUGAUGAGGUGUCCAUCUCACAAAUUUCUACUGGCAGUACACAAUAUACUACUGAAAGAGAAAUCAAACCAAGUAGGAUCCUAUAUUUGGUCUCAUCUGAACAACUUGGCUGAAACAGCUGGUCCUUACUUACAAGAAAUCCGUACAAUUCUUGAAGACGUCAUGCUGAAGAAAGAAUUUGACCUCGAUGGCAGAAAAUUCUCACACUACUAUGAGAAAUCUCUCUACUCUACAACCCUUGACGUUGGAGCCAAGUUGGACAGUAAUGUAAUCUUUUCCUCCAAGUCCUUUAUUCCUCGGUCAACCAAUCUGAACCUCACUAUGCACCUCUUUGGUCGAGCUGUUAACUUCCUUGAGGUUGGCGGACGUGCACAAGCAGUGGACCAAAUAUUAGAGAAUUUCUUUGGUCCUAUGGGAUUUUUUAGUGACCCCUUGACAUCAAGCACCAAAACAAUCAAACUUUCUGAAGGCAAGAAGAACAUGAAAAGUAAACCUACUGACAGAGAAAAAUUCUUGGUAUCAUUCUACAUUCGCGUUUUCGGUAACGAAAUUCACUACUCAGAUGACUUCUCUUUCGACAAAGCUUCAAAAUUACUCGAAUAUCUCCUCACACCUGAGCAUUUCAAGGUCACGCGAAGCUUUUCUUUACUCGACACAGAAACAGUUUUGCCAACAUGCAGCGGUCUUCCUUUACAUCUCAAAAUUACUUCAACUGGAAGCUUGGAUUGCAUGGAUCGAAAUUCUUGCAGCUUCCUUCAUUUUCAGCAGCCUUUUCUUUACUCGACACAGAAACAGUUUUGCCAACAUGCAGUGGUCUUCCUUUACAUCUCAAAAUUACUUCAACUGGAAGCUUUGGAUUGCAUGGAUCGAAAUUCUUGCAGCUUCCUUCAUUUUCAAGCAGCGUUAAAACCAAGUGUCUCCCUACGUACGACAGGACAAAUGUUUGUCAAGGCCUUUAAAUUCAGAGCAGGGGUUCAAAUCACUGGCACGGCACACUCAAGUGUUGGGGCCAGAGUAGCGAUGAGCAAUGAAGAACUGACUAUUGACCUAACCAAGAAGAAGAUGGAAAUCUUCAACUUCAGAUCUGACAUGUACCUAAUUCAUGGGGCUAGAACCAAAUUGCUUACAGCUGAUAUGGAGAUUGAUGACAAUAAUAUUAAUUCUAAGAAGAAGAAUAAGAUCUGUAGCAGUGAGCAAGUAUUGGCUAUGACGGGUCUAAGGCUGUGCCAGGAGGUAAACAUACCCAGUGUAUUCCUGUUGAGGCGAGGUCCCUUUAUUCCUCUUACCGGUCCACUGGUCUAUGACCUUCAUCUAAUCAAGGAAGAUAUGCCAGAAGGUGUUCUAAUUACAAUAAUACCAUUUGAUAACAGCAAUAUAUUGACUGUGGACACACCGGAAUCCAAGCAGCAGAGGACAGUCUUUAUUAUGGCCACCACCAAGGAAGAAUACCUGACAGUCGAUGUUGUGUCACCAUGGCGAGAUGUCAACAUGAAAGUUGUUCCAAUUAAAAAUGAGAAAUAUGAGAAAGUUGGUGUCAGAAUUUUACUGAACGAUGAUAAUAAGUUGUACACGGCCAGUGUUUGGACAAAGACUCAACAAUGGGUGAAUGGAUCUCUCUCGAUGACCCAACUCGAUGUUACAAGACCAGAUCACACAUGGAGUGUGAAGACUGUCAUAACUCAAAUCCCUGGUAAAAAAGUACAGGUUGAUGUAUCAUCAGAAGGAUUUAAAACCAGAAACAUGGUCCUCACAUUAUCCAAAAGCAUUGUCAUUGAUGCAAUAUCAAUAAUGGGGACACUAAAAAUUGGCCCAGACACAUACACACUGCAAGGUGGACUUGACCAGCCAUGGAAGAAGACAGGGUUCAAGCACGUUUCGUAUCUCAAGGUCACAGAUCCUCAAAAAACUGUCCUUGAUUUCUCUGCAGGAAUUAGCAAUGAACCUGGCAAAAGAUUUCUUGUUGAUGUGAAGCUUGACAAAGUUUAUUCCAAACUAGUUUCCUUUUAUGGACUAAUAACCUUCAAUGCAGUCGCUAAACAAAGCAAAAACCUCUUGAGAAUUUCCGUGAAAUCUCCUCUUGGAAUUCUUCGACUUAAUGGUGACUACCAAAUCCAAAACCUGGAAACACACAACCAAAUGAUAUUCUAUUACAAUUUUGGCCCAGAGUAUAUUGACCGCCUGAAAAUUGUUAUUGACACCAAGAAGAAGGCUUUGAGAAAUUCUUCAUUUUAUUUUGGGAGACUACAGUUUUCCAGUAAGAAAAAGGCUGAACUUGCACUCACAACUCAAGGGCAACUCAUUAUCAGUUCGAGUGAUGGUUGGCAGAUUGAAGCUAAGACAAAGUAUGGUGUUCCGAAAGACAAUCAUUUCAUCAACUUCCAAUCCUUGUACAAUUCUACAGCAACAAAUUCUACAAGAACCAUGAGAUAUAGUGUCUCACUUCACACUGCUAGUAAGCAGCUUGAAUUUACAGCUGAUACCAGCUAUAUCUCCGGUUCCUUCAGUUUUUCAAGAAAAUUCCGAAAUAGUUUAACUGUUACAACUGCACAAGGAAAUGCUCUGAAUACCUCUCUGAGUUUUGCUGAUGAAGAAACAAAGCACUUUCGAUCUUUAGCUUUUGCCGUUCAGUUUUCCACUCGUAAUCAUGAAAUUUUAUUCUCAGAAGAAUUCACUCAACAGAAGAGAAUCCCAACAAAGCUGACAAACCAUUUACAAGUUCAGUGGCAGAAGGGUCAAAGACUGACCCUUUACACAACCUUUCAGAACUACAGCGGCAUUGUUUACCGAUUGAGUAAUAAAAUUCAUACUUUUAGUGGACGAACAGCAAACUUUAGCUCAACAUUCUUGAACACAAAGGAUCACUACAAAGCCACACUGCAGCUAAAUGCAGAUAGGGGCCUGUUUUUGAAGAAGAAAAUCAGUUACUUUGUUGAGUCGUCUUUGAGCUACAAAACCAACCCUGAAGGCCCUUCAUGGGAACUGGUUUUGAACCAGACAGAGAGCACAAACCAGAAUUUGCUUUUUGUUGCUGUUUUCAGCGUAGGCAAACAAAACAAGCAAUCAUUUCAGUUGAUUUUUCGUAACUCAACUGAUCCCUACGACAAGACAAACUUUGAUAUUAGCGGAAAGCACUUUUGGUUGAAUGGGAAGUACCAUUCUAUAUGGUCGUUCAGUUCAACUUUUCGGAGGAUGGAGCAAAAUCUAACCUUUGACCCUGAUGGCAUUGAACUGAUGUAUGCAGCCAGUUCAAAUUUGGUAUUAUACAAAAAUGGUUUAUCCAGUUUCGUUUUAAACUUUACCUCACCAAAAACACCGAAGAAUACUGUCAGCAAGCUAACGGCAGAACUCCAUGGAGUUCACACAGCAGAUGUUUCGAUGCAAUUCAGCAAAACUGACAAUGGAUACGACUCCAAAGGGAAACUUAACUUUAAUGUGCUGGACUCAAAAGGACAUGCCCGCGUUGAUCUUUCUUACAGUGACUUCAAUCGGCUCACUUCCAGUGGAAUAUUUUAUUGGCAUCCCCCAAUACACAAAACAAAUAUCAUGAAUCAUGCUCUCUUGGCAACACUCAUGAGGAAUAGUUCAUACAAAAUAGUUUAUAAUAAAAAAGACGGGAUUCAAACAGGUUCAAGUUAUGUGGAAAUAUCUGGUGUCAAACCCGUCAUAAUUAAAACAAGCUUAUAUUUAACAGACGCAAAGGAUAUUGCAAAUAUAUCUCUAAGAGCAGAGAACGGAAAUAAUCCAUAUUUGAGUGAAGUUGCUUUAAAUUUUUACUAUAAGAUCAAUGAUAGGUCUUUAACAUCAAUGGGGUUCUUGAAAAUUCUACCAUACUUUAACACCUCACAUCUUGAAAUCAGUUUGGUGAAGGGACGUGUAAGUGAAGCUAUCAUUAAACUGACAACUCCAUAUGAGUCUUUGAGAAGUCUCCAACUCAUGGUUUCUUAUGCAACUGAAUUCAAAGUUUCUAAGACCAUUACGGGCAGCCUGAAACACAAUGAAAAUGAAUUGAUGGGCCUCAACCUGAAUCAGUAUUUUCUGAAUAGCAAUGACUUUGGGUUUACAUUAUACGCAGAUGCUUAUAACAGAAGACACGAACGAAUUUCAUUGAAUUUGAAAUACAUAGUCAAGUACGAUGACCUAUUGCUUAAUUUGGGAUUUAAAAUGGCUCCGAGAAUUUCAUUAAGCAGUUUCUUGAAGAAAUGGAGCACAAAGCAAUUUCAGUAUUCCUUAAAACUCAGACUAAAUGAUGAAGUAUACAAAGCAGGUAUUUCGAUUUCAGACAAAACCGCAAAUUCUAAAGCUGUAGAUAUUUCAUUAGCAACGUCUAACAUCAAGGUUGUUGUUGUCUGGCUUUUUAAUAAUGAUAACAAAGAAGUGUCUCGUGUCACCUACCAAAUUGCUUAUGAUGGCAUUUUCUUUGUUCUCUCAGGUUCAUACCUGAACCAGUUAGGUGAAGAAAGAGUAAACAUCCACAUGAAAAUCUUUCAUCUGAUAUAUAGGCUAUUCAUAAUCAAUUCAAAAGAACCAGGUAAAUCAAAGAAAUUGGAUUUUGAGAUUCAAAAUCAUUCACCAAUAAAUUCAGAAAUGAAGACUUGUAACUUUGGAGAAUGGUCCAAAAUCCACAUAGUUCUUAAUUCCAAUACUGGUUUGAAAGAUCGACAAAAUAUAAGUGCUAUGUUCAGCAUCAACUCUACUUGCACUCAACAUUUCAUUGUCUUCUAUGAGUUCUCAGAGCUGAAUGAAUAUGAAAAUAGGAAAUCUGUUCAUGUCACAUGUCCAGACCACGGUCUGUCGGGAACUGUUGUUGUUGACUCAUCAUACAUGCCAGUUCUUAAGACUGACAUUCAUCUCAGUCUCGAUACGCGUCCACACACAACAAAAGGCAUUGAACCUCUAAGAGAACAUCACCACAGAUCCGAUAAUCUUGUAGACAGUAUAAAGCAACAGUCCAGUGAAACAAAUAUCUUGUUUGUCACUGCUGAGUGGAUUAGCAAUCAGGGGAUCAGGGUUAAAGGUGAUUUUACAAAGCAGAAGCAAAGUGUUUACUUCCAUCAGAAUUCCACAGCCACUACCUUGUUUCUUUACUUUGAUGACAUUAACACCAACAUGACCAACAACAAAGCAAAGAGAUCGGGUUUGAUAUCUGGUCAAAAAAGUAGCGAUCGAUUUGCUGUCAGCCUCAAAAACGCUUACCUGAAACUAAUUCAGAUCCACCUUCCAGACAAAUCAUCCUUAUUUAUUUGGGUCAAGAUACCUCAAGCAUCUCCAAGAGCAAUGACCUUAUCUCAAGACAUCAAGAUGCUUAUUGGGGAGAUGCGUUUAGAUUUUGGUGAUGUUCUUAAGAUCAUGUUAAAAUUCACAACUCCCAGUCGCACCAUUCAAGCUAGUGGAACAUUUGAGAAUAAACAGAGAAACCCACAAAGUUUUGAUGCAACUGUUAUAUACUAUGGUGAAAACAACAGCAAGAAAUUCCUCCUGAAACUGAACGGAGAAAAUAGUUCCAAAAUGAAGAGACUUGGAAUAUCGGUCCUUUUUCCUCAAUCCAAAAAUCAAGUGAAAUUAAAAGUGAGGCUGAGUGGGAGAGAACGCAACAUCUUGAUGAGUGGCAAGGCAGUUUUUACAUUAAGCAGGGAAAAAGAUGGUCCAAUGACACUUGUCUUUCAUUCUAAACUAUUUGAAACCAAUGGCAAAUACAGACUGGCUGUGCUUUCUGAGAACUUAUACACUGACAUGUUUAUCAAACUAGAGUCUUUUAUUACCCUGGCCCCUGGCAUCUAUGACUUGGAGCUGUAUUCCUCCCAUGUAACCCAACGGAAAGAGAUGACAAGGUUGAAGAAUCUGAAGAUGUAUUGGUCAGAAAAGAAGUUUCUCUUUCAGAUUUUAAGCCCAAAGAAGGAAAUUAGUCUUACUGCUUCUGUUGACGCCGAGGGGACAUACCAAAUUAUGGUGCGACGGUUGAAGAAGGAACCCCUGCGAGAAGACCUUUUGAUGGAAGGAACCUUUGACACAGCCGCUUGUAGCUUCAAUAUGAAACUGAUGCAUGACCCAGAUAAUGUCACCAAUAUGUAUAACAUGAUGAUCAAUUUUACCAAAUCUGGUGUCCUUUUUAUGGACAAUAUUAACACUGGCCCAUUCAGUUCCAGCAGCUCCAACGAGGCUCUGUUUGAACUGCGACCCGGAGAUAUCCUUUAUGGGGAGAUGAUCUGGAAACCAAAUUUCAUCAAAGAUAUAAGUAAUUAUUUUUCUCAAGCUCUUAAAACUUGUCAUAAAGAAUUUCAGUCAACAGGACAACAAAGUAUUCGAAAUAUUGCAAUGUCCUUCUGGGACAUUGUGAAGCCCAUUAACCAAGCCAUUCAUACUGAAGCGAAACCCCUCAUCCCAUACAUUAAAGCUGAAUUUGAAAAUGCCCACCGUGAAUAUUCCAUCUAUUCCAAGAUACUUGUGGAUCACUACAACAACAAUUACCUCUAUGUGAAGUCUUUCCAAAAUGCGAUGUGGAAAGUAUAUGACUAUUUGAAGGGUGGACUUUAUGGUCAGCUCCUUCAGUAUCGAUCACGGGUGUGGUUUGAGAUGGUGAAAAUAUGGGAAAUUUGCCAACAGAUAUUCCAAUAUUUAUAUGACCAAUAUAAGAUGACAUCUACAUACAUGAGCAAGACCCUUACACACCACCUCCAUAGAAAUCAUAGCCAUUAUAUUGAACUGGUCAUGGCUGCAGUGAAUUACGUGAAACAGAAUUUCUAUAUAAAUGACAUCACACAUUAUGUCAAACAUGAAUUUGGUCCAAAACUCACCAAGUUUUUUAUGGAUGCUUUUGAGCUUGUCUUUGAGAAUGGAAUUCAAAUCAUGGAAUAUGUAACUGAUCGACUAGUCUCAAUCCUGGCACAGGCUAGAGACUAUUUCCAAUCAUACAUAGAGUUACCGAUCAUCAAUGCAUUGUUUGAUAUCACCAAAGAGAUUUAUUAUGAGACGAUAUCAGCAUGCAGCGAUAUAAGCCUCAAAGAAAGCAUACGUAAAUCAGUGAGCACAAAACUGUCGUCCAUGAGAGACACCCUAACCAAUUUCAGUAUGACCCCAAACAUCAUAAUACAAAAGUCGGGUCAUAUUGUAUUUGAAGUGAAAUAUUAUGUGUUUACAAUACCAAGCAAUAUAGUACAAUUUGGCAGAGAUUUCAGCAGCCAGGUUAGAGAAAGGGCCGUGGGCAUUUACAGAAGAGCCAGAAAUUUGCUGGGAUCUGAACUCACAUUCUGGGAUUUAUACUAUGAGAUGAAACCUUCUGCUGAUGUAGCAAACUGGUUUCCACCAUUCAAAGCUCAUGCAGUUCUGUUUGGCGGCCAGCACAUCACAACAUUCGACCGGCUCCAUUAUGAAAUCAAAGCCAGAUGCAGCGUCGUGUUGUCCAGAGACGUGGUCAAUGGUACGUUCACAGUGAUAGCCAAUUACCAAUUUGACACUCCAGACCGUCAGCCGUCUUCGGUCACUGUGGUCACUGACCAUGAUGAACACGUGGAAAUCCUACAAAAUCAAAAGGUCAAAGUUGGUGGCAUUGAGGUGAACCUUCCAAUGACACUGACCAGGGGCAUUGUGUUCCGAACCCAGGAAGCUGUGACUUUGGAAAGCUCCAGAGGGUACCAAGUGACAUUAAAUUUUGAGACUAAUCUUGUGGUAGUUGAGAUCAGUGGCUGGUACUUCAAUAAGGUCGCUGGGCUCUUUGGCACAUACAAUAACGAACCACAUGAUGACUUCAACCUUGUGACUCAGGAAGAAAGGGCUCUGGAACUCAAAGCAGGACCAGGAGCUGAUUUAGGUUCUUCUGGAAAUCUGGAAACGUUUGCCAUGUCAUGGACAGUCUCGGAAAACUGUAAGUCUUUACUGCCAUUGCAAAUUAACCAAAAUAUGAUCAUCACCCCAGAUAAGAAAUAUGACGUGACCAUCAAUGAUGGUGAUGACAAAUGGAAUGGCGAUGGAUGUGCUCAUCUGUUUUUGCAGGAAUCCUCCCAGUUUCGAAACUGCUUCAAACAGGUAACACCUGGCUAUUUUUACAAGAUGUGCACCUCAGAUGUGCCUGUAGACACAUUAAGAACAUCCUCAGCAGCUGGAACGCCAAGCAAGGACAACUUGUGUGCAGUAUCAUCACUAUACAUCAGGGAAUGCCAAAAACAAGGAGUUCCGCUGACCAUGCCCAUGGAAUGUUUGUUCUGUCUCACCAGCAAUGAAACUAAAGUCCAGCAAGGGGACUCUGUGAGUCUCAAUCCAGUGCCCGCCCCUUAUUCUGCAGACAUUAUUAUUGUUCUCCAGGAAACAAAAUGUAACUCUGAAACUGGAUCAAAGCUUCCACAAAUAAUUGGGAACCUUAACUUUUUAUUGUCAUUGAUAAAUUUCAGUAACACCAAGUUUGGUUUGGUUGGUUUUGGUGGUAACUACACGGCCCCUGUCUACACGCGCACCUUCUAUGGCCAGACGAUGAGCGACAGCCUCAAAGUUAGCGAUGUGCUAUAUGAGAUCAACUAUGAAACUGACCAGCGAGAGCAGCCACUGGACAUUAUGCAAGCUCUGACCAGAGCCUUGCACUAUCCAUUUCGUGCGGGUGCAAUGAAGGCCAUUAUACUGGUGACGUGCAGCAGUUGUCAAGAUAAUAAUGUGGUCAGCUUCGAACUCAAAGAAGCCCUGCGUGAGCAGGAUGUUAUCCUUCAUGUUUUGGCUGAAGAAAACUUCAAAUCAGUUGGGAACAUCAGCCUUGAGAAGGCACAUAUAUAUGGGGCAAAUCAACGCAAUAUCUACCCAAUAGACACCAAUAAGUUCGCAAACGUUUCCGGUCACCAAAUUGUCCCCGAUGAUAGUUGCGCACAAGAAGCUAUUCAUUCACAAGGAUCAUACUUCAACACCAAGAAACUGAAUAAGGUGACUACAAGCCGAUCUUUCAUGCAGACCUUCUGCGCAUACAUAGCUUUGUCUCUGAAGCAGAACUUUUGUCAAAAUUGUCAGUGUGUACCAAGACAGGAAGGUUACAGAGGCCACUUUCUGUGCCACAGAUGUCCCCAAUUGCCACAUGACAUUGUGGAAGAGAUAAUCAUCACUUAGACAGUAAAUGAAGUUCUUGUGAAUGCCAUUACUACACAUACAAUUAUCCUGGACGCAAUAUCAUUUCUUUUUCAUGAUUCAAUAACUUAUCACAUUUGCUGGGCGAUUUCCAAUGAAAAAGAUGAGGAAUUUACUUGAAAACCAAAAAAGGAAACUGAUUAAAUAAAACAAAGACGAAUAUCAAA